CACAUUUCUUAUGACAAAAAUGGGUGUCGUUCAUAUAAAACCUUUUCAAAAUGACCAUCAACCAAAUACUUUCAUGGAGCAUUUCUGUCAUACCAUACAUCCUGAUCUGCAGCUUGCAACCAUGUGUUUCAAUUGGUUUGAACAGGCCAUCAAACAUUGCCAGAAAAAAAUGACCGUAGUGGCAACUCCCAGCUACUAUCUGUGGACAAAAAUCAAGAAUACCAUAUUCCCACCAGUGAACACCGAAUUAAUGUCGCCGACGCAACCCAUACCCAUACACCCAAAGAGAUUGUCUCUGAUUAACUGUCAAGACUUGCAGGGAAAAAUCAUUCGUGAUUAUUUGCAACUAACUCAACGCAAUGCUGCAGAAUCUGCCAUAAAUGCUUUGCUGUGGCAGAUAAUGUUGGCCUUGAUGGGUGUUGUGGCCUUGGUAACACUUUUGUUGGUCGCCAUGAACAAAUAUGGAAAAAUCCCUUCAAGGCCCAGAGGCCGCAAGAAAUCCGAGCUGGGGGUUACCUGCAAUGUUCUGCAGUCUAUUAACGCUAAAAGAAGUCUUAACAGGGCCAAAUAUGAGCUACGCCUUUUAAAGAUUAGGCCAUUGCUACAGCCAGAGGAUUUAUUGGCACCAGAUGGUUCGCCAACUAUGGUGAUCAAAAUCUCCUCAAAGCUUUCAUUUUUGCAGUCUUUGGUGUCGGGUGAGUUGGAAACUGCCACUCGUUUAUAUCGUUUGCCAAAAUAUCAGCGGGAAAGCCUCAGAGCUUACAAAUUCCAGCGAGAAACCUUGCAGAAAGCUUUGGAAUUUUUGGAUGAAACCAAGGGAAAAUUAAGAUUGCUGUUAGUAUUUGAGAAAGAUGUGGCAACAGAAACUUUUAACUCACAAAUAGGAGAAGGAGAUGAAAAUACAAAAACUUUGCAAUUAGUCAGUGAAGCUGUGGCACAAUGGGAUCAUGUGGACAUACAAAGAACUUCAGGUGUAGAAACUUUGGAUGAAAGUCUUUGUUAUUCCGACAUUGAUACUGGAGAUCGCACCCUAACCCCUCGCUUUAGUCUAGCCUAUGAAAAGGAAGUUUCUGAGGCUGGCCUAAAGUCUGCCCGUUCUCUGGAAAGCCCUCAAAAAAAGAAACUUCCUAGCAAAUCCAUAGAUACUUGUAUACCACGCGCUAGUCCAGUUGGGAAAAAACUUUCAUUUGAGGAGAAAAUGCCUACUUCAGUGGCUGAUCGCAACACCCCACGCUCUAGCGUAGUUGGAAAAGCAGGAUCUUCCCUUUCGAAUAGCCCACAGAAAACCCAGAUUUCUAACCGUCAUAGCAAGCCAGGCUCAAGUGGUAUCCCCUCGCCAAAGUUUCACUCAAGACUGGCACCAUCUGUCAUAGCCAAGAAAUAACCUAUGAAGGAUUUCGUUACUUUAAGCUUUUUUUUGUUGAUAAAAAGCUAAUAAUGUAA
Stomoxys calcitrans (stable fly) is the source of this 1443-nucleotide messenger RNA. RefSeq lists its product as uncharacterized. Lineage: Eukaryota; Metazoa; Arthropoda; Insecta; Diptera; Muscidae. The transcript is spliced from 2 exons. The record is from RefSeq and is a predicted model, not a curated record. Bases 11 to 1384 code for a protein of 457 amino acids.